GAUAGCCGGAAUUAGAAUGAUGGAGCGGUUAAUCUCCGUUUGUUUACGGUUGAUUUUGGUGUUGGAUUUGGUUUUCAGAGUUUCAGGAAAUAAGGAAGGUGAUGCUUUGAAUGCAUUGAAGAACAAUUUGGCUGAUCCUAAUAACGUUUUGCAAAGUUGGAACUCGACCCUUGUUAAUCCUUGCACAUGGCUUCAUGUUACAUGUAAUUGUGAAAAUAGUGUAACAAGAGUGGAUCUCGGGAAUUCAAAUCUGUCUGGUCAUUUGGUUCCACAGCUUGGACAGCUUCCGGCUUUGCAGAAUUUGGAGCUUUAUGGUAAUAACAUAUCUGGUACAAUCCCAGAGGAUCUUGGAAAUUUGACUAACUUAGUGAGCUUGGAUCUUUACUUCAAUACUUUAACCGGACACAUUCCAUCUACUCUGGGCAAGCUUCAAAAGCUACGAUUCCUGCGUCUCAACAACAACACGUUGACGGGUCAAAUUCCUAUGCCCUUAACUACUAUUAUGUCACUGCAAGUGCUGGAUCUUUCAAACAAUAAGCUAGAAGGAGAUAUUCCAGCUAAUGGUUCCUUUUCACUCUUCACUCCUAACAGUUUUGCUAAUAAUCGAUUGAAUAAUCCUCCACCUGCUCCGCUGCCUCCUAUCACACCUACAGCUCCAAUUCCAUCAGGUAAUAGUGCCACUGGUGCUAUUGCUGGAGGAGUUGCUGCUGGCAUUGCCCUGCUGUUUGCUGCUCCCGCAAUUGUAUUUGCUUGGUGGCUAAAAAAGAAACCACAUGAUCAUUUCUUUGAUGUCCCUGCUGAGGAGGACCUAGAAGUUCAUCUAGGACAACUUAAGAGGUUUUCUUUACCUGAACUACAAGUGGCAACCGAUAAUUUUAGCAAUAAAAAUAUUCUGGGUAGAGGUGGUUUUGGUAAAGUUUAUAAAGGUCGCUUAGCUGAUGGUUCUCUAGUGGCAGUAAAAAGACUGAAGGAGGAGCGCACUCAAGGUGGAGAGUUGCAGUUCCGAACAGAGGUGGAAAUAAUAAGUAUGGCUGUGCAUCGGAAUCUAUUACGUAUUCGUGGCUUUUGCAUGACCGCUACUGAACGGCUGCUAGUCUAUCCCUUUAUGGUUAAUGGUAGCGUUGCAUCCUGUUUAAGAGAACGUCCGGAAUCUCAAGCACCACUUGAUUGGGCUGUAAGGAAACGGAUUGCAUUAGGAGCUGCGAGGGGGCUUGCAUAUUUGCAUGAUCAUUGUGACCCUAAGAUUAUACACCGUGAUGUAAAGGCUGCAAAUAUAUUUUUGGAUGAGGAAUUUGAAGCAGUUGUCGGAGACUUUGGGUUGGCCAAAUUAAUGGACUACAAAGAUACACACGUCACAACUGCUGUUCGUGGCACAAUUGGUUAUAUAGCUCCUGAAUACCUAUCAACCGGAAAGUCAUCAGAGAAAUCUGAUGUUUUUGGCUACGGUGUCAUGCUUCUUGAACUCAUUACAGGACAGAGGGCUUUCGAUCUAGCUGGGCUUGCAAAUGAUGAUGAUGUCAUGUUGCUUGAUUGGGUAAAAGGGCUUCUGAAAGACAGGAGGUUAGAAACGUUGGUUGAUGCUGCUCUUCAGGGUAAUUACAUAGACCAUGAAGUAGAACAGCUAAUCCAGGUAGCUCUUUUAUGCACUCAAGGCACCCCAAUGGAACGACCAAAGAUGUGCGAAGUGGUCAGCAUGUUGGACGGUGAUGGAUUAGCCGAAAGAUGGGAAGAGUGGCAGAAAGAGGAAAUGUUCCGGCAGGAGUUUAACCAUAACCACCAACCGAAUGCUGAUUAGAUCCUUGCAGACUCCACUUCUUACCUCCGACCAGACGAAUUAUCCGGUCCUAGAUGACCCCAUUUCUACAAGAAUACAAAACACUUCCCGCGAGUCAGAGUUGGUGCAUUGUUCACCAUUUUAUGGAUAUAUAGAUAUAGUUGUCUCAGGGUUUUUUAUUAGUUCAUAUUUUUUUUAGGUUAAUUUAAACAGUUUUAAAUGCAUAUAAUUCAUUGCGAGUAAAAUUUGGUAAUAUUUAUUUUGAAAAUGUCAUAUAAACAACCCAUCAAAAUAAGAUAUGUAUGAUAUUUAUUUAUAGUUCAUGUUUACGGUUAGUGAUUGUUGCUCUUAAUAAUAUUAUCUUCAAAAUUCAAACUUCA
Molecule: messenger RNA, 2154 nt
Organism: Gossypium raimondii (Peruvian cotton)
Lineage: Eukaryota; Viridiplantae; Streptophyta; Magnoliopsida; Malvales; Malvaceae
Product: BRASSINOSTEROID INSENSITIVE 1-associated receptor kinase 1
Exons: 11
Coding region: 17-1795 (592 amino acids)
Biological process (GO): protein phosphorylation
Molecular function (GO): protein binding; protein kinase activity; ATP binding
Source: RefSeq, a predicted model, not a curated record